UAAAAAAGUUAAUAAAUGCGGAGCUGCUGUAUUUUUUAUUUUUUGUAAAUAAAAAUUUAAUUUCAAACGUUGAUUAUUUUUUGCCCAUUAAAAAAUGUGUUUUUGAAGAAAAAGAGAAAAUUCGAGAAUAAAACAUUUUGGUUAACAUUUGUAAGUUAACUUUUGUUAAAAAGUGAAGUUAUUCCGAUGAGUGUUUAUAAAGACAGGUUUCGUUUCAAUUAUUAGUGGUGAGUCAAUAUCUUCCGGAUCGGAUCGCCAAGAGGAAAGGAUUAUAAUCAGAAUGUGUCAUGUCCAGUUUAAAAUUCUGUGAAGCGAUACUUGUGAGAAAACGAGUGUGUGAAGAGAAUAAUUAACUUGAGGAAAAUAAUCAAAAUUUAAGAGGGAAAUAAAAUAAUUAACGUACUCACGCACCAUGUGGUCCUGAAAUUGAUACAUAGGAUCGAAGAAAGCAUCAUCCCCCACAAAGAGGAGAACGGAUUUUCAAAAAGAAAUUUCGAUAAAAAUGGAUGAAUCAAUGGAUGCAGCUGCCACUUGGCUACCACAAAUCGCCGAAAGUUUAAAUGUCGGUGAAAUAUCAAGGUUCUCAAAGCCUCUGAGGACGUUUGCAGCUAUAGCCUCAAUUUUUAUUAUGUUAGUGGGUCUACUAGGAAAUUUACUAACAAUCAUAGCUCUCAGCACAUUCCCCAAAGUACGUAAUGUCGCAGCUGCAUUUAUCAUAAGUUUAUGUGUGGCAGAUUUUAUUUUCUGCCUCAUUGUCCUGCCAUUCGAUUCGAUUCGAUUUAUCGACGCCAAAUGGGUUGACAUAGGAUUCCUUUGCGUUCUUGUGCCAUUUUUGCGAUAUGGAAAUGUUGGCGUCAGUCUUUUAAUUGUAGGAGCCAUCACAGUCAACAGGUAUAUCAUGAUUUGUCAUCAUAAUAUAUAUCAGAGAGUAUACAAAAAACACUGGAUUGCCUUGAUGAUAUUAUCGUGUUGGUUAUUUUCUUAUGGAAUGCAAAUUCCAACUUUAAUCGGAGUUUGGGGUAAAUUUGCAUACGAUCCCAAUCUCGAAACUUGCUCAAUUAUCAGAGAUGAAAGGGGAUACACGUCUAAAACUUUCCUCUUCAUCACAGGAUUUGUAAUUCCCUGUAUAGUAAUCGUAAAAUGCUAUGCCAAAAUCUUUUGGAUUGUCCACAGUUCCGAGGCAAGAAUGAGAAAACACGCCGCUCCAAAUGUAAAAUCAACGCACAAUGUUGGACGAGAUACUCGAGAUAUUAAGCAGAAACGAAGUGAAUGGCGAAUAACAAAAAUGGUACUGGCCAUUUUUUUGAGCUUCGUGGCUUGUUAUUUGCCCAUUACGAUCGUAAAGGUCGCUGACGCUGAAGUCAGAUAUCCCGGAUUCCACGUGAUGGGCUAUUUGCUAUUGUACUUUGCUUCGUGUGUAAAUCCGAUAAUCUACGUGUGCAUGAACAAGCAAUAUCGACAGGCUUACGUUAAUUUGAUCAGUUGUUCGAGAAUCAGAGCAUUCGGAAGCAGCGCUCCAGGACAGAAUAAUUAUGGCCAAGAUUACUCAAAAGACGUAACGAUGGUAUCGACGGUAUCAAUCGCCAUGAACGCUGUGAAAAAUUCUCAAGAAGAUGAAUUCUGAGAAUUCAAAAAUGGGACCAAAACGAUCGAAAUUUAGGAGUAAAAACUUUAAUUUCUACUGUUUCAUAAAGAAAUUUUUCAUAAUAUUUUCCUAAAGAAAAUGUUUUAUGAAAUUCCCAUUGACACGAAAAGGAUAUUUUUUGAAUCGUCUAUAUAACAUUAGACAAUUCAUCCGUACAAGUACAAUCGUUAUUUAUUAGUCGAGAGCAAGCAUAUUCAGAUAAACGAUCAAUUUCCUUAAAAGAUUGUAAUGUUUGAUAAAUAAUCUAUAUGAGAUCCAAAGACUUUCAAUUACGAAUUCAUUGCUUAUGCAUUGUAAUCUUGUAAGAGACGCAUAAACAUAAUAAUAGAAAAAUAAAAUACGUGAAACGUUAGAAUUUUAAAUAAUAUAGUAAUAUAGAGAUUUUAGAUAUAAAGAAAACGACGUAUU
Leptopilina heterotoma is the source of this 2053-nucleotide messenger RNA. RefSeq names its product G-protein coupled receptor moody-like (gene moody). The record is from RefSeq and is a predicted model, not a curated record. Gene Ontology annotation, molecular function: G protein-coupled receptor activity. Bases 503 to 1624 code for a protein of 373 amino acids. Gene Ontology annotation, cellular component: membrane. Gene Ontology annotation, biological process: G protein-coupled receptor signaling pathway. The transcript has 9 exons. NCBI's taxonomy places the organism in Eukaryota, Metazoa, Arthropoda, Insecta, Hymenoptera, Figitidae.